Molecule: messenger RNA, 1044 nt
Organism: Bolinopsis microptera
Lineage: Eukaryota; Metazoa; Ctenophora; Tentaculata; Lobata; Bolinopsidae
Exons: 4
Coding region: 44-988 (314 amino acids)
Biological process (GO): nucleobase-containing compound metabolic process
Cellular component (GO): cytoplasm; nucleus
Molecular function (GO): 3'-5' exonuclease activity; nucleic acid binding
Source: RefSeq, a predicted model, not a curated record
UACAGUUUUUCAAGCCGUUUGUUCCUAAUAGUAUGCUCUUAAUAUGACGGAGGAAACCUCGCCCAAAUUUGAAACUUUUGUAAUCGAAGACGCGAUCACAUGUGACGAUCUAAUCAAGACUAAAUUGGGUGGAGCGAAGUUUGUGGGGUUCGACUGUGAGUGGAUCAAGAAAAAGAAGAUAUCACUAAUUCAGAUAGCUACUCUGGAGACUGUGUUGUUGAUCAGAGUGAAACAGAUGGUUAUUACCGAGUGCUUGGAGAGGUUCCUGCAGGACUCGUCCGUCAUCAAGUUUGGGGUCAGUAUAUCGAGAGACGGGGAAAAGAUGAUGACGGAUUUCAAAAUGCCUCUAGAAGGUAAAGUUGAUCUACGGAAACUGAUGAACCACAGCAAGCCGUACCAGGAAUAUUUUUGGAAGAAGAUUCAAGAGCACGAGAGGGAGCUCCAAAGCAAGAAACAGUUCAACCCCAGGUUUAACAUGUUGGAAGAAAGAAGAAGCUGGAGACCCAGACAAGGAUUGGGGGCCUUGUCAGAAACACUCCUGAACAUCAGCAUGGACAAAAGUUUAGACCUACGAGCAGGUGACUGGAACUGCAAAGUGCUGUCACCAGAACAGAUGAAGUACGCUGCGCUGGACGCCUGGGCAGCACUGAAAAUAGCACACUGCCUUGCAUCUCCAAACCUCAAUCCCAACUUGAAAAUCUCAGAUAUUGAACUGAAGUUGGCUGGAAUCUGCAAGCCAGUGAUGGAUAGACCCUUCAAUGAUAGGACAGAUUUUGCGGAGCUGAUGCAUGUUAUCUACAAGGAACACCCAGAGCUUAAGAUAAAGGAGUAUCUGCCAGCAAAACCAGCGACACAUCUAUCAAAAGCACUGAGAAGACGUUUAAAACGAGAAGAAGUGCUUCGAGAAAUUUCCGAAAGUGAGGGCGAGGAUGAGGAAAUUCCGGAAAUACGAAGGGCAGCAAGCCCCCACCAACAAACUUGCUAUUGAUGAAAAGUAACUGGCCCCCACAAACAAACUUGUUACUGAUAUUAUUAUACUAUCCA